Molecule: messenger RNA, 1269 nt
Organism: Rhopilema esculentum
Lineage: Eukaryota; Metazoa; Cnidaria; Scyphozoa; Rhizostomeae; Rhizostomatidae
Cellular component (GO): cytoplasm
Molecular function (GO): glutathione transferase activity
Source: RefSeq, a predicted model, not a curated record
AUCGGAUUAUCCAAACCGGAUUCUUCAUCUUCGCCACCCUGUACGUCACGAGAAUCAUAUCAGUGUCGGAAAUCUUCAAUAAUUUGGUACAGAAUCUAUUUGAUAAAAUGUCAGCAUUCACGAAGUGGGUUACAGCUGAUGGGUCUAGUGGACACAAAGCGGAAGCUGGGAGGUACCACUUGUAUUUUUCAUGGGCUUGCCCUUUCGCUCAUCGGGCAAUGAUCGCAAGGAAGCUGAAAGGUUUGGAAGAUGUCAUAUCAGCUUCAACAACGGAUCCGGCAAAAGAUGAGAGGGGAUGGGCUUUUCUCAAGAACAAGGAUCCAGUCAACAACUGCUCUUUUCUUAAGGAGAUUUACCAAUUAGCUGUUCCAAACUUUGACGGUCGAGUUUCGGUUCCCGUUUUAUGGGACAAGAAGGAGAAAACGAUAGUUAACAAUGAGUCAGCAGAGAUUUUGCGAAUGUUAAACAAAGAAUUCAACAUGUUCUGCAAAACGAAAGAGCAGGCAGAGUUGGAUCUCUACCCAGAUAGCCUUAAAUCUAAAAUCGAUGAAGUCAAUGAAUGGGUUGCACCUUUAAUUAAUGGUGGUGUGUACCGCGUUGGUUUUGCAACAACACAAGAAGCCUACGAUGCAAGUGUAAACAAACUGUUUGAAGGGCUUGACAAGGCAGAAGCAAUACUUGCUAAAAGCAGAUACCUUACUGGUAACACCCUAACAGAUGCAGAUGUGCGGUUAUUUGCAACAUUGGUCAGAUUUGAUACAAUUUAUCAUGGCUUAUUUAAGUGCAACAAGAAAAGAAUAAUGGACUACCCAAAUUUAUGGGACUAUGCACGAGACAUUUACCAACAUGAUGGUAUUGGCAAAUCCACAGUAGAUAUGGAAUAUUCUAAAAUUUCGUAUAUGAAAGGUAUGCUGCAUAUAAAUCCACAUGGAAUUGUUUCAGCUGGUCCACAUGUUGAUUUUGACAUUCCACAUGACAGAAAGAAAACUUUCCCUGGAUAGAGGGAAUAUUGCUUCACAAGCUGCGCAACAACAGAUGCCAUAAAAAGUGCUUUUAAAAUUCUCUAGCAGACUAUAAUGCUUAACGUACACAUUACUACAAUUUUUAUGCAGAAAUUUUUAACACCACAUAUGCAGAAACGCUUUAAUUAUUUUUAAUAAGUAAGAAAUAUAUAAUUUGCAAAGUCUGACCUAAAUGGUACUGAAAAUCAAUGGUAUUUAAAAAUUUUGAAGUCAGAGUCAGAGCUGAAGAAAAAAAAUUCUUUUUAAA